AUGACAGUGACAAGACCUUAUGAAACCCUUUUGAACUUUACCCCAUCCAUGGCUGUCACUUAUAUCCACCAUUCUCCUCCUCCUCAGGAGGAGAACACUUCCAAAACCACCACCUUCACUGUUUCAGAAAAAGAUCAAGAAGCUCUUGGUGCAACCAGCCAAAAGUUACAACACCUCACUGUGGACAAGCAAAUCCAAAGAAUACAGGAAGACCACUUUGAACUGACAUUGACACUGAAAGCUCACGACAAUGACCAGUCGUCCAUCGAGUUUCGGCAUCUCGAGUUUUCUACGCCGAUGGAUUUGAUGGGUCAACUCAUGAUGGCUGAUGGAUUCCAGUGUUGGACGCAUACCAGAGAAAUGGAUUUGCAUGGUCGUUUGCCACCCAUUUCGAAAACGGUUGCCUGGUGGACAAAGUUCAACCUUCAAGGCGACUAUGACUUCUUCCAGUACUCAGGUGCACCAGGAGUGAUUCAUUCAAACAGCUACACGUACUUGCGCGAUACACAAGAGACGGCUUUUGUUGGCUCGCUUUCCGAAGAAUCCGGCUACACCUAUUUCAAGGCUGAUUACAAUGCAAACUAUUUUAGAAUCUACAAGGACAUUGAUGGCCUAACGUUAGCAAGUGGCGAAACAUUGACCCUCCGUUUUAUGAUCAUGAGUGUCUCUCAACAGCAGAUGGUGGAAAACAACAACAGCAAUACGAUGGAUCCCCUAUGGCAACGCUAUGCAGCCUACUAUUCUAGUAAUGAGGAAGAGGGAUCACCAGCAUCUCCUCGUCAUCUGACCGGCUGGACUUCCUGGUACAAUUAUUAUGAGCGCGUGACCGAAGCAGACGUGGUCAAGAGUUUGCAAGGCUUCAUCGAACACAAGUAUCCGAUCGACGUUUUCCAGAUCGACGACGGAUACCAACGAGCCGUGGGUGACUGGCUAGACAUUGACACGGAGAAGUUUCCUCGCGGCAUGCACUAUCUAUCCAGCUCAAUCAAAGAAGCGGGCUAUAUUCCUGGUCUAUGGCUUGCGCCCUUUGCUGUUGGAUUUACCAGCAAGAUUGUCAAAGAGCAUCCAGACUGGUUGAUCAAGAACAAGGAUGGAUCGCUGUUGGUAGCUGGACCCAAUUGGGGCGGAUUCUAUGCACUCGACAUGUAUCAUCCAGAAGCACGCGACUACCUGCGCCAUGUCUUUGACACGGUUCUGCAUGACUGGGGCUACGGACUGUUGAAACUUGAUUUCAUCUUCGCAGAAGCCAUGAUUCCACGGCACGGCAAGUCGCGCGGCCAGAUCUUGUGGGAAUCUGUGCAGUUAAUUGACGAACUGACGCAAAAACGAGCGCUUAUUCUUGGAUCUGGCGUACCUUUAGCAGCAACUUGGCAACGGUUCGAAUAUAACCGUGUCAGCAGUGACGCUUCGCCUUUUUGGGACCAUACAGUGCUUCGAUUGUCCAACGUACGUGAGCGUGUAGCUACCAACAAUGCGCUCACCUCCACUUUGCACCGAUGGCCCAUGAAGCAUAUGUUUGGCGUGGAUCCGGACGUGUACUUUUUACGAUCUAACGACAAUAAGCUAACGCCGGACGAGUGUUACACGACAUGCAUGAUCAAUUCAAUUAUCGGCCAUCUCACGCUCAUGUCGGAUGACAUCACUCAGUAUGAUGCCAAUCAGCAUCGUCUUUACGCUUCAACAUUUCCCAAAAUACAACCGGAUAUCCAGCGCAUGAUCCCUAUUGGCCCCAACGCUUACCGUCUUGAUUUCCAAGGCAAUGGCCGUCGUUAUGUUACACUCGUUAAUUUGUCCCCCAUGCCAUUUACCAUGGAUACCCUAAAUGAUGACAACAACAGCGAUAAGGAGAAUAUGUACUACUUUGAGCACAAGAACAUUAUGAUCGCAGGUGGCAAAAACGCAACGCAAUCGCAGCCCGUCGUGGAAUGGGUACAGCAACAGGAUAAAGUGACGCUAAAGCCUCAUGAAACGAGAACGUUCCUGCAAGUAACUGAUCAAUUUGCUGGUUCGUCGGGCCAUAUUGUACCUGGAUGGGAAAUCGAAAGUUGGCAGCAAAAGAGCAGCAACGAUUCGAGUGGGUGCACGAUCCAUAUUACGUUGCGUCAAGGCCGGAUGCCUCACCAACCAUUCGAUAUCUUUAUGCAGAUUCCGCCAGAUGCUGCUGAUGGGCAAGCUCGCCUACCUGCUGUUUUUGUUGAUGACAAGCCUGUCGUUGUUCAGGAACAUCCUGUGGAACUCACUAAAUUGCGACUUGCAAAGAUAACAAUUGAAUGA
Messenger RNA from Zychaea mexicana, 2274 nucleotides. RefSeq names its product glycoside hydrolase superfamily. Bases 1 to 2274 code for a protein of 757 amino acids. Gene Ontology annotation, biological process: carbohydrate catabolic process. Gene Ontology annotation, molecular function: alpha-galactosidase activity. NCBI's taxonomy places the organism in Eukaryota, Fungi, Mucoromycota, Mucoromycetes, Mucorales, Lichtheimiaceae. The record is from RefSeq and is a predicted model, not a curated record. The transcript has 2 exons.